Messenger RNA from Solanum lycopersicum (tomato), 570 nucleotides. RefSeq lists its product as uncharacterized. NCBI's taxonomy places the organism in Eukaryota, Viridiplantae, Streptophyta, Magnoliopsida, Solanales, Solanaceae. The record is from RefSeq and is a predicted model, not a curated record.
AUGAGUGUUCAACAAAGUGUGGAGCAAGUCCAGCAGCAACAAAGGAAGAAUAAAGGGGUGAUUAGACAACUGUAUGAACACAUGAAAGGGGAACAUCAAAAGCCAGAGUGGGACAACCUUAUGUUCAGCAAUGCUGCAAGACCCAAAGCUUACUUCACAAUGUGGAUCAUGCUGAAUCAAAGGCUGAUGACAGUAGAUAGGCUAGCUCAGUGGGGAAUUGAAGUAGAGAAGAUAUGUGUGAUGUGUAAAAGGGAAGAAGAAACUGCAGAGCACCUGUUUAUCCAAUGUAAUUAUGCAAGAAGAAUGUGGGAUAGAUUGUUAAGCUCAAUAGAGAGACAUACUCAAGUGCCAAUGACUUGGGAGCAACUUGUACAAUGGACCAUUAUGCAUGGGAAAGGGAAGAGGUCAGCUGCGAAAAUGUUCAAGACUGUGCUUGCUGAAGGAGUCUAUGGAUUGUGGAAAGAGAGAAAUAGUAGAAUCUUUGAACACAAGAGUAGAAAUGAGGAACAACUAGUUAACGAGAUAGUCUACAUUACUAUUGUUAGAACUAAUCAUUUGGCAGUUAAGUAG